AUGAAGCUCACUUUCGCUACCGUUCUUCUUCCUUCCCUCCUUCACAGCGCUCUGGCAGCGCCUUCCAACGUUGAGCGGGACCUCAACGCAGAGCAACAUGAUCUCGCAGAGAGAGAUUUUGAUAUGAGGGAUGCAAUCCCUCUACAAAAAGACAACGAGAACAUCGGAGACGUCGCCAAUAAUGCCAAUGCCAAUGGCCAAGCUGCGACCCAGGUAGCUGCCGUGAGUGCUACUCAGACCGCCGGCGCCGGCACCGCCCAGAACCCGGCAGCGGUAGAGAAUGGGGCGGCCAAGAAGAAGGGGAAGGGAAAGGGAAAGGCAAAAGCUAAAGGCAAGGGGAAGGGCAAGGGCAAGGGCAAGGGCAAGGGCAAGGGCAAGGGCAAAGGAAAGGGUAAAGGAAAAGGCAAAGGACAGGGUAAUGCACAGGGUAACGGGGCGGCCGCAAAGGGAGCAAACUAG
Molecule: messenger RNA, 459 nt
Organism: Metarhizium acridum CQMa 102
Lineage: Eukaryota; Fungi; Ascomycota; Sordariomycetes; Hypocreales; Clavicipitaceae
Source: RefSeq, a predicted model, not a curated record